GAUUGUACAGGGACAACAAGGAGAGAAAACUGAAAACAAACCAGCCGUCAGUGUGCGGUAUAGCCAACGUCAACCAUCGUACAUGUUGUAGCUACUAUCAAGUUAAUCUAAUAUUACGUGAAGGGAUAUGAUGAUGAGACUUUUUCCCAUUCGCUCUGUUCUUCGUUUCCCUUCGUCGCUUUCUCGGCUGUUGCUACCUGCUUUGCUCUUGUUCGUCCUCUACAUCUUCAGUCUCGUCGUGGUGGACUCAUUUUAUGCAGCAGAAAAUCCAAUACAAAUCGUGUCGUCUCAACCACCAGACCAGCCCAAACUAUUAUCUCAUGAGUCUCUUCCACGGAAUCAAAAGUCUGACGGUGAUGAGAAAGUGCCUCAACCGAAAUAUAAUUUGAUGGAAGAAACGUAUGGUAGAAAAUGGGCAAAGAAAUCGGAUGACAAUUAUUUCUCGCCUGCCGAUUGUACUGAAGAGUAUGCCAACAAGAAUCAACUGCAACAGGACCACCCGUGUGUCAUUCGGCUUAUAAGGCAAAAAUAUCUGCGCCAACCAGCACCCACAACUAUUCCUUAUCAACUGGGAGAUCCCCAAACUCUCGAUCCCUCUGACGGCCAAGCUCAGGGAAUUUUAAGGAUCUUGCGCAAUCAAACUAAAGGAUUUUUCAUCGAGUGCGGUGCGUAUGACGGCGAAACUCUAUCCAACACGUUAUACAUGGAGCGAUCCUUCCAGUGGAGCGGACUGCUCAUCGAGGCCGAUCAAAUAUCUCACGCUCAACUCGUGAACCGCAAUCGUCGAGCCUACACUUCGCCCGUUUGUCUCAGCACCAAACCUUACCCCAUGGAAGUUGUUUUUAACGCAACCGUCGGGACUCUGGGAUCGAUUCUAGAGGAUCAAAAAAAUUCGGAUCAAACGUCCGACAAGAAGAAGACGGAAUCUGCAAAAGGCACAGAAAACAUUUACAAAGUUCAAUGUUUCCCGCUGUACUCGAUGCUAGUCGCUGUGGGUAGAACUCGAGUCGACUAUUUCAGUUUGGACGUCGAAGGUUCCGAGUACAAAAUAUUGGCAACCAUUCCUUGGCACAAAGUCGACAUCAAGACGUUGACUGUGGAAUGGAAUCACGUCCCAGAAGGUGAAGCCGCCAUGACUCGAUUGAUGGAGAAGAACAAAUUCGUCAAGUUUGGUUUGAUUGAAAUGAAAUUCUCUCAUGAAGUAGUUUACGUCCAGGAUUUCCUGGACGACUUGAGAAAGUUCGAAGACUAUUAAAUAGGCUAAUAAUUAGACUUAUUUACCUUGAACCAAUUCCGGAAAAAAUGUCCAAAAACGUAAAAAUGGGCGUAUAUGUAUUCAUCAAUUUGCUGUAAUAGCCUGCAUCAACAGGUUUCGAACGAAAGAAAUUCAAUUAGGCUAUUUCAUGGCAUUUACUAUAUACUGCUUCAGUUAAGCGCUAUUGGCGUGAAAGCAAUAAACGAAGUCAUGAAAUAAUGGCAACCGACGGCCACUAUCGCCGUGUCGUGAUCAAAGUUAAAUGCACAAGCGUCAGAACUACACGCUGCAGCUAGUGCAAGUAGUAGGCCUAUACACCUCAAGAGAUUCUGCUUUUCUGUCAAAUAUGUCUAUAUAGCUCACUAAAACUAUUCACUGAUGAAUGUCACCCGUCAAACAUGCAGGUUCAACAGUUUAUCACAUUAUUCAUCAAUGGAUUCUGAAUGGAGAUGACGGUUAAAUGUGAUGGUGAGAGUUUUCCUCCCAAGAAUCAAUUUUUCAAUUUCCCUUCCUUCCUGAAAGAAAGCCACAACACGAUCAGCCAUUCAGCCUGUAGCAUUUUGAAUAUACAAUUUGUGUGGAGCAUUUUUUAAAUACAUGACUGUAAUAGCCA
This is a messenger RNA of Daphnia pulex (common water flea), 1868 nucleotides long. Its product is annotated as protein Star-like. The record is from RefSeq and is a predicted model, not a curated record. The transcript has 6 exons. Lineage: Eukaryota; Metazoa; Arthropoda; Branchiopoda; Diplostraca; Daphniidae. Bases 128 to 1255 code for a protein of 375 amino acids.